Chelmon rostratus (copperband butterflyfish) is the source of this 1104-nucleotide messenger RNA. It is a transcript of the gene rprma, whose product is annotated as reprimo, TP53 dependent G2 arrest mediator candidate a. The record is from RefSeq and is a predicted model, not a curated record. The transcript has a single exon. NCBI's taxonomy places the organism in Eukaryota, Metazoa, Chordata, Actinopteri, Chaetodontiformes, Chaetodontidae. The coding region runs from base 232 to 540 and encodes 102 amino acids.
UGAGCACAUGAAUCGUCCAGUAAUGCGAUGCCAAAGCAGCCUGUUAAACUCCAGAAGAGCGCUGUCUGAUCUGACGGAACUUCUUCAAUUCGCCGCCUUCACUUUCCACUUGAUGAUAAUCUCUCUGGGGGUUGAUCCAGGCGCGCCUUUCCCCUCUCUGCCUCUCGCGCAUUAAAAGUUUUUGAUUUUUAUUAUAUAUAUAUAUAUAUUUUUUUUUUUUUUUAAGUGGAAAUGAAUAACACCGCUUUCAACCAAACGGAGGGCGGACUGCUCAACAAGACAGAGGAGUUCUUCUGCUGCAACUUUUCGUCCGUGGUGACUGAUAACGGCUUCGUGGCCGCCGCUCCGGAUGAGAGGAGCCUCUUCAUCAUGAGGGUGGUCCAGAUAGCCGUCAUGUGCGUUUUGUCCCUCACGGUGGUGUUCGGCAUAUUUUUCUUGGGUUGCAACCUUCUCAUAAAGUCAGAGGGGAUGAUUAACUUUUUGGUGACGGACAGGAGACCGUCCAAGGAAACGGAGGCGGUGAUUGUGGGAGCCUACUGACUGACGAGGACCUUUAUGUUCUGAUUUGAAUCAGAUCUGGAGACAGAUGGGAGGCAAUGCGAUGAUCAGCAGCCCCAAAACAAGCCCCUGUUUUCACAUUGGUGUUCAGAAAAAAACCUCAGAAAAAGAGUCACCAUUCUGCAGGUAACUAAGCUCUGCUGGUGGCUUCACCUUAUUCCCUGAGGCUCUUUAAUGCCAACAAAGACUCAUUCAUCUCCAAGAGGUACAGAGCGAUUUAAGCCUCUUUGUUUCUAAAGUAUUCAGUCAAGCACUGUUGUAGUUGGAGCACCGUUUGUCAAGCAGCAUCUUUUGUCACAUAAGUGGCAAAGUCUCUGUAGUUGCUGCUUAAAAAUACCCUCUCAUAUUGCUAACGCGAUGGAGAAGUUAAUGUUUAACAUGUACUGUAUGUUGUAUGUGUUUUUGCAUACAAUAUGCAACAUUACAAUAAGUGUAUUUCUCUGGAUUUCCUGCUGAUAACUGUAUGAGUGACUGUGUGGGCGGCAGAGAGAGCCCAACAUGCUGUGUAUCUUGUUAAUUGGAAUAAAUUCAUUCUGUAAUUAAAGA